Belonocnema kinseyi is the source of this 2292-nucleotide messenger RNA. Its product is annotated as chromatin modification-related protein eaf-1-like. The transcript has 5 exons. Bases 121 to 1437 code for a protein of 438 amino acids. Lineage: Eukaryota; Metazoa; Arthropoda; Insecta; Hymenoptera; Cynipidae. The record is from RefSeq and is a predicted model, not a curated record.
AAGGGAUCGGCAAAUGUUAGCUAUAUAUGCUAAAACGCGCCUAUAAAGUUGUACUGAACGUCGCGCGCCCGCCUCAGAAGCACUCAAUCCUCGAAGAUAUCUGGACAUCGGAAUUUCAAAAUGCUGAAAAUAUACCAGAUCUUAUUGCUGUCUGCUGUGCCCUUAGCUAUAGCUCAAUUCUCAAUUCAGGGACCCAGUGAUGGAAAUCGGCAGGCACAAGGUCUCAAGUACAGCGAAGACAAAGGCAUAGAAUAUUCUGAUAAAAGUGCAUCAUUGGGAGCAGGAGAUUUUACAAUACAGGGAGCGACGGAUGGAAAUAGUAAUUUCCAAAUUCAAGGUGCAUCGGAUGGAAACACUGAUUUUCAAAUUCAAGGACCCUCGCAUGGUGGUGCGCAAACGUAUUUGCACGGGGCUUAUGAUGCCAAUCAAGGCGGCGGUAAUCCAGGGUCACGUGCAUUGGAAUAUCAAGACCCAAGUGGUUUAAGGGUAAAUUGGAGAUCUUAUGGUCAUGGUCGCCAAAAUACACAGCCACAAGAGAUCGCAGCUCCACAACCAAUUCAACAACCUCGACGACGACAACCUGCCCGUCAGCAAACUCAACAACCUGCACCACUGCCACAACUAUCACGAGCAGCAGCGCCACAGGCCAAACCCAAUUAUACUCCUUUUAGUAAUGCUCCUACGCAAAUCAAACAAUUACUGGAAUAUCAAGCGCAAAUACCAUAUCUGAAUGCUAUUCCUGAACCAUUUAGAUUCGAUGCUGAAUCUGCUGCACGGGCACACGCUGAGCAAUUUCAAGCAGAAUAUCCAAAGCAAGUUCAACAAGCAAUAAGAGAAAGACAACAGGUGGCGUCUGCGCCUGCGCCUGCACCGGCUCAGCAGCCAACUGAAGGUCAACAGUACCAAUCUCGAGGUCAGUAUCGUGCUAAAUACCGCAGCGCAUCGCGACAAAAACGCCAGGCAUAUUCGCAACAACAUCAGUCACAGCAGCAGCAGCCAGAUUUGUCGCAAUAUAAAAGAAUAUCACAACCAGCUGCAGAACCUCAACCUAGAUAUUCCACGAAUUUGCCUUCACAGCUUCAAUCCAUCUUGAAGUUCCAGGCUCAAAUCCCAUAUGAUAACACAGCGAAUCAAAUCAAUUAUCGUCCAGACAAACCCUAUGUGCCACAACCUGUACAGUCACAGCAGCAACAGCAAUACGCGCCACAACAACAGACGCAAUACGCACCGCAGCAAACGCAGCAAUACGCACCACAGCAACUGCCGCAAUAUGCACCAAAACCGCAAGCACGGCCCGAAUAUGUUCCCCAAUAUCAAGGAAGUGGACAAGGUCAAACACAAGCACAAGGACAAUAUUAUGGUCAAACACAAGCACAAGGACAGUAUUAUGGACAAGGUUCGACACGAGUUCGUCCUGUUAAAGAGCCGCAAUAUUAAUUUCCUUUCUUUUUCAAUUUUAUCUUAGUUGCAUAACAAGUGAGGUCAAAAAUGUCAUGACUAAAUCUGUUAAAACACUAUUCAAAUGUCGAGUUUCAAACCUGAUGCUGUUCACGUUUAUCAGGAAUUUCUGGUCAAUUUGGACUUUAUAAGGACAAAAAUGUAAUUGUGCACCGCAGGAGAGCUACACGGAAAUUCAAAGUACUGGGUGUGUAUGAAUUUCAUGUGGAUGUAUAUUAAAUUCAAGAAAGAUACUUAACUUCAUUUCAUAUAACAUAAACAGAUGAUAAAAGUCUGCUGAAUUUGCAAUUCCAUUGUAUAUUAAAAUUGCAAUCAUAAUUAACAGUGUGUAAAUUAAAGUCUGAUUAUAAUAUAUAUGUUGGGAAAACUGGAUUUUAUGCUGGCGAAUGUAAAGUUGCGCAUAUGUGAAUGGCAUUUAACGGUUAAAGCGACUGUAAUCUAUUACCCUUUCCCGGUCGAGUUCUCAUGGCGUUCUCUUCUUAAUAUCGAUUUCAUCUAGAAAGUGCCAGCGUUCAAGUUAUACUAGAACUGCUAUUCUUCAGACUAUGAAAGCGCGUAUAUAUAAUCUGUUAUGGUAACAACUAUCGGGAAGCAUGGUUGCAUGGACCGAGUAACUUCCUGAGAUGAAAGAAAGUGAGCAUACAUUAUUCAUGAUUGUAUCAGGUAUUGCAGUUGUCUUCUACGGAAUGUCUGAGUCAAUUACUUUGAUUUCAAUGAAGUAAAGAUAAUUUAAUAGUGCAUGUGUCAUUUGUGUGGAUUGAUUUAUUAGAAUGCAUACUACGUUUAAGACCUACUAAUUGUUUUACGACUAGUAAAAUCUAAUUUCGUGAUUUA